This is a messenger RNA of Penicillium concentricum, 849 nucleotides long. Its product is annotated as alpha/beta fold hydrolase. The record is from RefSeq and is a predicted model, not a curated record. Lineage: Eukaryota; Fungi; Ascomycota; Eurotiomycetes; Eurotiales; Aspergillaceae. The transcript is spliced from 4 exons. The coding region runs from base 1 to 849 and encodes 282 amino acids.
AUGGCCGCCCUUCAAACUAUCGAAGUUCCACACCUAGGUGGCAUCAAAGCUGGAUACGCCUUCUCCAAGGACUAUGAUCCUUCCAAGCCGACAUGUGUGCUCAUUAAUUCGAUGUGCAUGACCGCGUCUCUCUACCAUGAUCAAUUCAACAAUGAAGUUCUGACAGAUGCCAUGAAUCUUCUGGCCAUUGAGCCAUUAGGCCAUGGCUCUACCAGUUCGCCCUCGGAACACUUUACGUACUGGGAUUCUGCCCACAUGGCCUUACAGGUCAUGGAUCACUUUGGAAUUCAGAAAGCCUUCGCCCUAGCCCCAGAAAGGAUUCUCGGUCUCAUGCCCCUCGGGACCUCCAUGGAUUAUGAAUCAUUGGAUUCUCGGUCCAAGGGCUGUUGGGAUCCUGCUGCCAAUCUCACGGUGUUUUAUGAGAAGUGGACCAGUCCCUCGGCUACGCCCGGCUUUGUUGUGGAUGAUGUCUGGUGUGGACUAGUGGGGGGAAUCGGCUUCGGUGCCGCUGCCAACGAAACGAGAUCUGCGUUCUGGACUCAGACCCUGAAGGAAGUGUAUAAGGGUGAUGAGGGCCGGAAAAAGGUCCGAAUGGCGCUCAACUGCCUACUGGAGAGGGAUGGGCUCCUGCUUCGGAUCGGGGAUAUCAAAUGUCCUGUUUAUUGGCUACAUGGAACUGAAGACACUCCUUUUGGGACGAUUGUUCCUGCAGAACAGAUUAAACGUUUUACCUCAUCUGUGGAGGCUAAACUGGUGAUGAUUGAAGGGGGUGCGCAUUAUCUGAAUGCCACCAACCCAAAGGAGGUGGAUGAGGCCCUUUUGGAUAUGGUAACAAAGUAUUCCGUAUAG